Messenger RNA from Mauremys reevesii (Reeves's turtle), 4555 nucleotides. RefSeq names its product XPC complex subunit, DNA damage recognition and repair factor (gene XPC). Bases 298 to 3153 code for a protein of 951 amino acids. The record is from RefSeq and is a predicted model, not a curated record. Gene Ontology annotation, biological process: mismatch repair; nucleotide-excision repair. Gene Ontology annotation, cellular component: nucleus; XPC complex; nucleotide-excision repair factor 2 complex. NCBI's taxonomy places the organism in Eukaryota, Metazoa, Chordata, Testudines, Geoemydidae. The transcript has 17 exons. Gene Ontology annotation, molecular function: single-stranded DNA binding; damaged DNA binding.
UCAUGGGGACACGGCGUUGGCCCAGCCUGGAGCACGGGUUCCUGGGGCCGGGGCAGAGCGGACACAACCUCUGCGAGAAGGGGCAAUUAGUGAGCCCUGUCCGACAGGCCUUUGCAGCGCCCCGCGCAGAACAACGGCAGCUCUGCACAAAGGCGAUGUGACGGGCGCCGCCAUCUCCCGCCCUUGCGAGCUGCAGCCCAGCCGGCCGGGACGGAAGAGACGUCAGGCAGAAGGGGAGGAGAGAACAGAGUCUUUGGUUGCGCCUCUUGACAGACGCAGGUUUGAAGAGGAAACAGCAUGGGCAAGAAGCGCAAAGGUUCCCUGCAGCGAGAGGCUGCCAGCAAGAAAUUCAAGGGAGAGCCUGCUGCAGCAGCCACCAGGACCCCCCAAACUCCCAGGCGAGAAUCAGAGGAUGAUUUUGAAGAGGAAAAGCCCAGUAUGAAGAAGAAUCUCUCAAAAGUUCCUGGUGGAAAUAAGAAGAAGAAAGGAGAUUGUGACACUGAAGUUCAUAGCCUACCAGGUAGAUCUUCAAGGCAAAAAGGAGCAAAAUCAGUAGCAAAGGAGGAAAAUAACAUAGCUGUAAAAAACAAAGGGAAUCAUAACAAAGGGGAAAUGUGCAGCGCUUUAUCGAGCCCCUCUCAGAAGACGACUUUGAAGAGACAAUCAACUAUUAAAAAAGAAAUGAAUGAAGAUGAUGAUGAUGAUGGAAGUGAGGAUGAGUGGGAGGAUGUGGAAGAACUCGAAGAUCCUGUCCUGGAUAAGUCAGGAGAAGCUGCUGCCCUUCCUGCACUGGUGUUGCCCAGCAAACCAGUUGAGAUAGAAAUUGAAACUCCAGAGCAGGCAAAGAAAAGAGAGAGAAGAGAGAAAAGGAAAGCUGAGUUUGAGACCUAUCUCCGGAGAAUGAUGAAACGCUUCAACAAGGAGGUUCAUGAAGAUACACAUAAGGUUCACCUACUAUGUUUGCUAGCAAAUGGUUUCCAUAGGAACUGGGUCUGCAACCAGCCAGAUCUUCAGGCUAUUGGCCUUUCCAUCAUCCCCACCCACUUCACUAAAGUGCCUGCAGGUCGUGUAGACCUUCUCUACCUCUCCAACUUGGUGAAAUGGUUUGUUGCAACCUUCACUAUCAACACUGAACUCUCUGUUGAUGAUCGAGAGAGCGUGCAGUCCACUUUAGAGAGGCGCUUUGCAAUCUACGCUGCAAGAGAUGAUGAAGAGUUGGUCCAUAUAUUUUUACUUAUUCUACGAGCGUUACAGUUGCUGUGCCGGCUUGUGCUGUCUCUGCGACCCAUACCCCUGAAAGAGCCAGCGGGAAAGGGCAAGAGCUCCUGCAAGAAGCACUCUGCCAAAAAACCUAAGGCUCCAUCAAGAAAAAGCUCCUGCAAAGCAGCCAAACAACAGGAGACUCUGUCAGGGAGUGAAGGAGAUUGCAAGGAAUCAAACACCUCUGGAACCAAAAGGAAAAGUAAGUCAAAGGUGAUCAAGGAUUGCCAGGAACAAAAGGAAUCCAGUGAUGAUGAAAGCAACCUGGGGGAAGAGGAAGGAGCACACAUGCCCAGAAACAACUGCCGACGAAGAGUGACCUUGAAAGUGUCUUACAAAGAGGAGAGUGGAAGUGACGAGGGCAGUGAUUCUGAGUUUGAGGCUUCGGAGGAGGAGGACAGUCAUUUCUCUGAUGAGGAUUUUGAAACUGUCUCUAAGAAGCAGAGGAGAUCAUCGGGGCCCCAUAAAGCAAGGAUAGCAGUUGAAAACAGCAGGAAAACCAGGUCUUUGGAAUCAAAGGGGCCCAAGAAGUCAGGUGGAAAUGAGCAAUUGCUGGCAAAAGCAGCUUCUCCAGGCUCUUCUAAUACACCCAGGAAGAGCAACAAAAUCAUCUCUAGUGACGAUGAUGAGGAGCAGGAGGUGGUGAAAGUGACAGGCACAGAUCAGUGGUUGGAAAUCUUUGUUGAGCGGGAAGACAGGUGGGUGUGUGUGGACUGUGUUCGUGGCAUCGUUGGCCAGCCCUCUCUGUGUUUCAAAUAUGCCACCAAGCCAGUUUCCUAUAUUGUGGGGAUUGACAGCAAUGGGCACGUAAAGGACCUAACACAAAGGUAUGACCCAGCAUGGAUGACUUUGACAAGGAAAUGUCGUGUGGAUCCCCAGUGGUGGGAAGACACGCUGGAACCAUAUAGAAGCCCCUUUGUGGAAAGAGAGAAGAAGGAAGAAAGGGAGUUUCUAGUUAAGCUUCAAGACCAACCGCUGCCGACAGCCAUUGGAGAGUAUAAAAAUCACCCUCUUUAUGCAUUGAAGAGGCAUAUUCUGAAAUAUGAGGCCAUCUACCCUGAGACUGCUGCUAUCCUAGGAUACUGCAGAGGAGAGGCGGUAUAUUCCAGAGACUGUGUGCACACACUGCACUCCCGGGACACCUGGCUGAAGCAAGCUCGAGUGGUGAGGAUUGGGGAAGUGCCCUAUAAGAUGGUGAAAGGAUAUUCCAACCAGGCAAGGAAAGCACGACUGGCAGAGCCUUCAAACAGGGAGAAAAACGAUUUGGGGCUGUUUGGCCUGUGGCAGACGGAAGAGUACCAGCCUCCUGUGGCAGUCGAUGGAAGGGUUCCCCGGAAUGAAUAUGGAAACGUGUAUCUCUUCCUGCCCUGUAUGUUACCAAUAGGCUGUGUGCAGCUAAAGCUUCCCAACCUGCAUAGAGUGGCACGGAAACUGGACAUUGACUGUGUUCAAGCCAUCACUGGAUUUGAUUUUCACGGUGGCUACUCGCACCCAGUUACUGAUGGCUACAUAGUCUGUGAAGAAUACAAAGAGGUGCUCAUCGCAGCCUGGGAGAAUGAGCAGGCAGAGAUAGAAAAGAGGGAAAAGGAGAAAAGAGAGAAGAGAGCACUGGGGAACUGGAAAUUGCUGGCAAAAGGACUUCUCAUAAGAGAGAGACUGAAACAACGCUACUGCAGAAAGAGUGAGGCAUCCGGCUCCAUGAUGGAGAAAGGAGCUGGAUUUUCUUCUGAUGAAGAAGGGAAGCCAAGCUCAGAGACUCCAGCCGAAGAUGUGGUUGUUUCUUGGCCUCAGAAUCGGCAAGUGGAUGAACCAAAAAAAGAGAAAAAAGGCAGAAAGAGCAAGCGUGAAAGGAGAGGAGAAGUAGCGCACUUGUUCCCCUUUGAGAAGUUGUGACCAGAACUGAGUGCUAAACCCUUUACAUUCAAUUCCCCGAUGCAAGGACGAAGGUGGUUUCUUUAAAAGUAUCUUGUAAAUAAUUUCAGAGCUAGAAAAUGUUUGCUACUAGUUGCCUACUUGGGACUGAAUGAGUCAUAAUUAUAUAACUAGAGCAAAGCAGAUGUGGCGGUAGAUAAAAAUACAUCACAACAGGAGCAUGCCAGCCGGUGUGUGUUUUCAGCCCUCCAGCGUAUAAGCAUUUCUGGUGGUCAGAGGUGGACUGUCUCCAUAGUGUAAUCUCAAGCCUUUCUCCCUAAUCCAGUAUUAAGAAUUCUAAAAAGAUGAAACUGGAUUUAUCAUUUCUUUUGGAGUCAUGGGUAACCUUUUUAUUGGUGGAGUCUGUGAGGAACAGACUUGUAGAUAUCAUAUACCUUCUGAGAAGAGUGACCUAUUGCAGCUGUUCUCCCCCUUUGACAAGUAUUGUCACCCCUGCAGUAUACCUAUUUCUGCAUCACUUUCACAAUCUCCUUCCCCCAAGUCUUGUUUACUGACAAACAGAAGCAUGUGUAGCUGCUAUCCAGGAGUCCCUUGUGUACUCUGUUAUUGGCCUAUUAUUGCUAUAGGUAGUUAACCUGUAUUGUUUCAAAUCAGCAGUGCAAUAGAUUUUUAUUCACAUUUGUAGUCUAUCCCAAGGUGGGAAAUGUAAAGAAUCAGGUAGCACCUCAGAGCCAUGUUUUGCAUAGGACAGAUUUCUUUAAGCGUAGUUUUGACUUAUUUUACUUUUCAGUCCUUGAUCUUUUCCCUGCCUCCAUAAUCCUUUCUAGAGAGAAAGGUCUUGAGAUAAUUUGGGACACUGUCAUGUUGCAUUUUUUAAAUAUUUUUUUAUAUUGUCACCACCUUAUCAUUAAACUAAAAUAACUUGUCACCCUUAAUGUUUAUUCACUGUCUGCAUCUGGCAUAGCUUGGACAAUGAAAGCAGACAAGGAACUUUUAGUUUGGGGCAAAAUUUGCAAGAGCACCAUGGCCAGAAGUAAGUCAGUGGGACUUGAGCACUUUUGAAACUGUUACCCAUUGUCUAUACAUAACAAGUUUCACUUUCUCUGCAGCACUGUAAAGGAAUGUUUAAAUCCAUGCAAACUGUUUAUGGGACUUUUUUUAAAAUGAAAAAUGAUGUAGACUAAUUAUUUUUAGAAAACCUAUAGUUGGGCCUAAAUUUCUCUUUAAGAACACUCCUAGUUAUGGUGGGAAUACAGUAAUGUUAAGAGCCUGCUGCUUCCUUGCCUUAUGCCACAAGCUCAAACUCAUUGUAAUCCUAGUGGAGAAGUUAAAAAUGCCAGAAAAAAAAGUUUUAGUACUUAUGUAUAUUUAGAAAUAUUUUUAUACUGAAUUUUUGGAAAAAAAUAAAGUUUGCAAAGAUCAA